ACAAGGGGUUGUAAAAAAUACAGAAAGGAUUGGAUUCUGGGGGAGGUUCAUGGACCAAAACGAUCGGAUUAAACUGAUUUUUGGACCAACAGCCGGAUCUGAACUGGGUUCAAAAUGUUGAUCAUCUCAGUCUUGGUCCUUUUGGGGAGUGGACUGCUCGUGAACUGCGAGACACACUCUCUGACCUACAUCUACACGGCCUUCUCCCAUCCUGUGGAGCUCCCAGGCAUCCAUGAAUUCACUGCUAUGGGCCUGCUGGACAACAAAAUGAUUGAUUACUAUGAUAGUACUAUUCAAAAGAAAGUUCCCAAACAGAAGUGGAUGAAGGAGCAACUCCAGCAGGAAUACUGGGAUAAAGGAACUCAGUCCCGGCAGAGCAAGCAGCAGUGGUUCAAGGUUAACAUCGACAUCCUGAUGAAUAGAAUGAAACAAUCUUCUAACGAUACUCACAUUCUCCAGUGGAUGCAUGGAUGUGAAGGUGUAGAAGAAGAAAAUGGUAACCUCAAGUUUGUGCGUGGCAUGGACAUGUACAACUAUGAUGGAAAUGACUUCCUGGGAUUUGAUGAUGAGCAUCAAGUUUGGGUGGCUGCAACAAAUGAAGCACUCCUCACCAAGAGAAAAUGGGAUGAAGUCACGGCUCUGAAAGACUACACCAAGGGUUACCUGGAGAAGGAGUGCAUGGAAUGGAUGAAAAGCUUCCUGACUUAUUCAAAAAAGCAGGAAAUAAAUGCCUCUCCUCCUGAAGUUCACGUGUUCACAACAAAAGCCAAACAGUCCUCGAACGUUGUGCUGACGUGCCUCGCCACAGGCUUUUAUCCAAAAGAGAUCACCCUAAACAUCAGAAGAAAUGGACGCAUCCUCAAUAAAGAGGAUGGAGUGAUGAGCUUUGGAGUUCGUCCGAAUCACGAUGACACCUUCCAAA
Molecule: messenger RNA, 922 nt
Organism: Oryzias melastigma (Indian medaka)
Lineage: Eukaryota; Metazoa; Chordata; Actinopteri; Beloniformes; Adrianichthyidae
Product: H-2 class I histocompatibility antigen, alpha chain
Biological process (GO): immune response
Cellular component (GO): external side of plasma membrane
Source: RefSeq, a predicted model, not a curated record